Molecule: messenger RNA, 3718 nt
Organism: Electrophorus electricus (electric eel)
Lineage: Eukaryota; Metazoa; Chordata; Actinopteri; Gymnotiformes; Gymnotidae
Source: RefSeq, a predicted model, not a curated record
AUGUGUUCAGAGACAGGACGUGUCCUAACGUACAUUUUCUCAACUACCCAGGACAGAUUCUUGUCCCAUUUAACUGCAAAGUGUAUGUCAUCAUUUGUCGUUUAUGACAUCAGUAUUCGUCGUGAGAGCAACCCUGUUUGGACAGCCACUUUGGUCGAAACAUUUAAGAAAUCAGGCCCUGGCUAUAGAUUGGACUCAUGCCUGUGGUCAUCAACACAUGUGAAAGGAAUACUCAAUGGAUGUUGCCUCAAUAAACAAGAGCUCUUGAUGAAACUUCUUGCUGGUUUUGAACCGUCCCUCCAUUCCCUGUAUUCAGAGCUGCUCUCUUGCGCCACCUCUCAACACACGAAAGCAGCAAUGCGUGCGGCUUAUUCCAGUGACCUGGAUAUCACUGUAUGUGCAUUUGUGGACCUUCUCGAGGCCCUUGCUGCCGCAAGGAUGAGAACUGGUGUCUGCUCCUCCAUCCAGAGACUGAUGUUCCUUCAGGCCUCGGCACUCCUGCACCUAGUAGACUCGGAGGUGGAGUACUUUGUGAAGAAGCGAACGCUGCUGUUACUGAAGCGAUGUCUCGCUCAAAGGGCUGGGGAGGAGUGGGCCUUAGGGGAAGGCCACGCCACCCUCUGUGACGCCGAGGGCUGGAGCAGUGACAUUCUCGCAAUGGCUGACGCCGUGCUGCAGGCGGUAGAUUCUGGUUGGCUCAGGCGAGUGUCCGUCAAGCCAGGGGCGAGUUUCUUUGGUGGGAACAGAGAGAGUUCUGCUGAUGGGGAGGGGAAAGAUGCUGUGAUGUUGAGGGCUGUGAGCCUCAUUUUGAUCAAGUGUUUGGAGCUCAUGCAGCAUGUUGUCACUGCAGGAGCUUCCCAUGCUUUUAAUGUCCAGAAGUAUGUAAUGGAGCUUCUGGUCUUCCUGCAACCGCAGGUAUUCCAGUGUCAAAAAGACACACACAACUGCUCUUGGAUCUCAUUGGUGUUCCAUGAACAGGAUGAUGACAUGAUGGAAUCGGCCAAGGCUCUGACUGCCUUGUAUCUGUAUCAGAAAAGGUUAGAUUCCUCAGACCCCGAGGCUUGUAACUGGGGCUGUAAUCCACACUGCCACUUCAUACUUCUGCUCCAAAGUCUCUUCUUUGACCAUACUGUCCUCCUUGACUUCCUCAUUUCUUCUGAAACCUGUUUCUUGGAAUACUGUGUCCUGUACCUUAAACAUUUACCAGAAAACUGGCAAGAAUUUUGUAAUGCUUGCAGUCGUAUUGAAUACUCAGAGAGGAGAUUUGGAAGCUGUGAGGUGGUGAUGGAAGCCCUGCCACUACCUGCAGUGUCUGGAGCUUCAUCGAUCCCACAAGGAACAACAGUUACACCUCGACUUAAAAUCGAUCCCCAGUUUACAACUACUCAGCAACCUGGGAAGGAGCCUGUAUUCAGUUCUUUUCCACGACUGGUUGAUUAUGAGAGCUCGGAGGAGUCAGAGGAGGAAGAACAGAAUGUUUUGAAUCCCCAGACAAAGAGUAACCCAGAGAAACCAGUGGUAAACCGCAGCAUGAGACAAGUGAAGAGCCUUUCCCGAUCAGUUGCUAGAGCAGAGAAGGCGAGGACUGACUCCACUGACUCUCUUCUUAGAAAGGUUGUGUUGUGCCUUACUGAGUUAAGGAGAGUUAUCAGCAGACUUCACACCAGGGGGCUCUUCCCUUACAAUCCUAGUUCACUUCUUAGGUUGCUAAUGGCUGUUGAGGCCAAGGGUAAUUUGUGAGACCCAACAGUAAGCCAGCCCAAGUGAUAUAAAGACUGUAAAACUGUAAAGGUUUCUCCCACUGCAACCAUUUUGGACAAUUUAAUAUUUGUAUAGUGUCUCAAAACAAAACUCAACUCAUAAUCUGGCCACAAAUUAUAAAUACACACAGUGAUUAGGUAUCUUAACACAAUGUUAACUCUGUUGCAAAACAUAAGGCAAAUCUGAUUAAUCAAAGCACCUAGAUAAAAACUAGCCAAGUAAACUUUAGUGCUAUUAGGGAAUAGUUUAAUGUUCGAAUUUAGCUCUGAUCUAAAAUGUGUUGUGAAAAAUACAAUACAGUUGAUGGCUCGAUAACAUGAGGACUUUAGUUUGUGCCUCAUCAUUAGUAAAUCAUAAUUUGAUGGUGGGAGAAGAGGACAAAAUGAUUAGCUUUUCUUAACAGCAAUGACAGAAUUUAAUGUAGUACAGAAUUUCAGGAAGAUCAGUGCUGUGACUCACUGGACUUCAGCGGUGGGUGUAAUCAUUAACCUUUCAUAGUGUUUGUGGCAGUUCAUUUGCAUAAUCCAGAGCCCUGCUUCUGUUUGGUUUUUUUUUGUUUUUUUUUGAGACAGUGUCUCAGAUGUGUGGAUGUUUGUUUGAGUGGUAAUUGAACCAAAUUCCUCUCAGUCAAGCACUGACUUGUAUGGCAAUAAAGUACUGAAACUUAAAACUAAAAUGAUUUAUUAAAUCUCUUUUAGGUUGUUUACUUUAAUGUAAUAUACAUCUUAGCUAUAUUAUUCCAACAAUCCUAGAUUAUUGUUUUGUUUGUGGAGACUGCAAAAAUCAAUAUAACAGUCCAGUGUCAAUUUACCAAUAUGUAGAGUCCAUGAAUACAUGGUUAACUAAAUGAAACAAAAGUAAAGCUGGCUAUAACACAGAGGCUAGGAUUAACGAUGAGCAGCAACAAAACCGUGCAAACACGGGGAUUAAAUACAUGGGCUAAUGAGCACUAAACAAGACACAGGUGCAAACUCAUGAGGGGCAGAGAAAAUGAACCAAUGAACGAAACACAGGAAGUAAAGCCAUAGAAAGACAAGACAGGGAAACCAUGGAGACAGGGAUGCUGGGAUGGUGGCCAAUAAUGACAACUACAAAAACAGUAGUGUGUCCCAUGUGCUGGGUUAAAUCUUCAUGAAAAUUCUAUUUUUCAUUAGGGAAGACUUCCAUAAAUUGAAAUAAGAUUGCUUUUAAUCCAACAUUUACAUGACACUAGCAGGAACUCAGAUCAGUCAGCAUUCACAUUCAAACAAUAAGGAGAAUCAACAAUUUAAGGCAACACCAAAACUGGGGACAUAUCAGUAUAAAUGCAAUUAAAAAUAAAUGGUGCAAUUAAAAGAUUAUACCAACAGGUUAUUGAAGGCUCUUGCUUCUUAAGUAAUCUGGUGUGAUGCAAUCCAUUCUCAGCCUGGCUCCUCCUUUUAGGAAAACACACUCUGAAAUGUACACCCUCCUGAUAAACUCACAACUACAAAGACGUUUUUACUUUCAUUUAUCCAAAUCCAGAAGCAUUAAGCAACAUUAUUUUCCCUGAUCAUGAAACCAUCACUCAACCAGAACAAGUCAAUGUUUUAUUAAACCCCUCCCCAUUCUCAUUUUUUAUUCUUAUUCAAGUGUACAAUGACAAAGCUAUGCGAUAUAUAAUAAUCAUAAAUAAUAAAAGAAUAUGACAAUGUUUAAGAUAUUAUAUGCACAAAAAAUACAGUUCAAUAUGGAUGUACAGUAAAAGAUAUAAAUUGUACAGCACCAUGUGGGUGGAUCAUGAUACAAUAUAAUAAUCUAAGGCAUAUAAAAUCAUUAUAAACCAAUACCUGUGUUUCAUCUGUCUUAUCUCUGUGUUUACUUUUUUUAUCCAGAGGCAAGUAACUGUGUCCGCAUAGCUCAGCUCAGAACUAUCACUGUGCGAAUCUGGAGAGUCCUUGGGGCAUACUGUUUUUUUCCCGGCCAGUGAGUGUGCGUC